Prorocentrum cordatum is the source of this 330-nucleotide messenger RNA. NCBI's taxonomy places the organism in Eukaryota, Dinophyceae, Prorocentrales, Prorocentraceae. The record is from the annotation of a GenBank genome assembly.
AUGUGGGGCGCGGACGCCGACGAGGUGGAGGACGGCCUCUGGGGCUACAACUCCGCGCUGACGGCGCUCGCCACCUCCGUCUUCCUGGUGCCGCUGGGCCCCGCGUACGCGGCCGUGGCCUGCCUGGGCGCGGUGGCGGCCUCGGGCGCCACCCUGGCCCUGAAGCUGGCCCUGGGCUCCGCGCUGAAGGUGCCCUGCCUCACGCUGCCCUUCUGCGCCGUGGCCUCGUGCUGCGUCAUGCUGGGCGGGCGCGUGCCGGGCGUGGUGCGGGCAGGUGCGCCGCACUCCCCCGAGGUGAACCUGCGCAGAUUUCACUCCGGCGGCACGUGA